Messenger RNA from Mobula hypostoma (lesser devil ray), 11607 nucleotides. It is a transcript of the gene znf326, whose product is annotated as zinc finger protein 326. Gene Ontology annotation, cellular component: DBIRD complex; nucleus. Bases 63 to 1997 code for a protein of 644 amino acids. Gene Ontology annotation, biological process: regulation of DNA-templated transcription elongation. Gene Ontology annotation, molecular function: DNA binding. The transcript has 14 exons. The record is from RefSeq and is a predicted model, not a curated record. NCBI's taxonomy places the organism in Eukaryota, Metazoa, Chordata, Chondrichthyes, Myliobatiformes, Myliobatidae.
AGCGUGCCGGACCACGGAGGGAGGCGCCAGUCAUCGAGCAGCAGCGACGACGACAGGCAGCCAUGGACGGCCUAAGAGGCAGCAACCGCAACUGGGGUAUCAGCGACAACGACGGCAUGAGAGGCUCGAACCGGGGCUGGAGCUCCACGGAUUCAGACGGGCUGCGAGGUGGAUCAGAAUGGUUCAACAGUGGCACCAGCAGCAAUUGGAACAGCCGGGAUAACUGGAAAUCAGAACUAACAAGAUGGGAGAGUGAAGAUGAAUACUUAAGCUUUAAUACAGAGAAAAUGGAAAUGGGAAAUGUACAUUCGGCCAAUCUAGCUCUCCCUGUCGGUAUGAUGAGUGGUGACUACGAUCGAAGCUCUUACGGGAGCUCCAGGUCUUACCAGGAAUCCUAUUCUAAUAGGAAUGAGAGGUUUGGACCUUAUGAGUCGCAUGACUCCAGGUCUGCUCUGGAUGGCCGUGAUCUGUAUAGAUCUGGCUACGAUUUACAUGAACCAGGACGAAGUCGCUUUGGGGAUAGCUAUCCUGAUCGAUCCGAGAGCUCCUACAGGAAUUUCGGUGAUCAAUACCUUGACCCUUAUGAAGGUAGAAGCCAGAGCCGAUUAUAUGAUAAUGGCAGGUCUAACUGGGAUGACACCUACACACAUUCAAGUUCAAUGCCUAGGGUGUGGGCUGAGUCGGAUACGGGAAGAGGAAGUUACUCUUCCUACAACAGCUUUUCUUCACUCCUUUCGAAGCCUUCAUCUGUAGGCUCUCGGGGGAGGGGAAUGCUUGGUUAUUCUGGCAACGAAUAUGGAGGCGGAUCCUUUUCGAUGAUGGGAGGACAAGGAGGAGGCAGAGGUCGAGGCAGAGAACUGUCAGAUGUAGAUAUGUACUCAAGAUCUGGGAAUAAUCAAUCAUACAACAGAGGUGGGUUUGCGUCAAAUUUUGGACGAGGCAUGAAAAGGAAAGGGAUACAAAUCAACAAAGCUGCAAUAAAGAAACAGAAACUGGCAGCUGCUGAAAAAAUACUCAAAGCGGCUGCAGCCAAGGCAGCUAACCAGGCUAACAAUGGAGAAUCUAAGACUCCUGCAUCAGGUACAGAUCAGGAACUGAAGGAUGAAGAUUUUACUAAAGAUGCAUAUGAACCAGAUGCAUAUGAAUGCUUUGACAAAAAUGAGGGUAAAAAGAAACCUGAUACCGAAGAUGAAGAGGAGAAAAAGAAACUUGAGGCAAGAAGAGAAAAGCAACGACGCAGGCGUGAGAAGAACACUGAAAAGUAUGGAGAGGAUUACCGGAAUGCAUUCACAUGCUCCCUUUGUAAGUUUCGAACUACGGAGGAGCAAGAGAUUGAGGCUCACCUGGAAACUCCAUACCAUAAGGAAACUCUUGAUUUCAUUGCAAAGAACAUUCAGUUUGACAAAGGAGCUGCAGAUUUUCUUCAUGCAUCUAUGGUGAACAAGAAUAAGAAAAUUGCAGCUCGCAAACAGCUGCAACAGCAGGAACAAAAGGAGCCGGCACAGAAGCUUUCCAAGGAUGUUUUGAUGGGUGUUUCUUCAGAUGAUCAAAUGAAAAAGGUUGAAACUGUUCAGUGCGCUGUCUGCAACACCUAUAUUCCUUUCCUCUUUCACUCUGUACAGCAGCAUUUGAAGUCUAAUGAACAUAUCAAUAGCAAGAAGAAUUAUCAUGACCAAGUUAGAAGGGAGAGUCUCCUCACAGCCAGUAGCAUGCUGAACAAUCCAACUGUAAAGGCUAAAUUUGAGCUCUUCCUUAAGGGUGAGAAUCCUUUUGAAAAUCCGCAAGAGCAGCUGCAGCAACAGCAGCAGCAGCAGGAACAGCAGCCGGAGCAGCAGCAGCAGCCAGAGCUUGAACAGCAGCAGCCAAAGGAGGAGAAAGAGGAGGAGAAACAAGAGCAGGAAGAAUUCCAGGCAGACGAAUCAAAUGAUCAGGCACCGGUGCAAGAGGAAAAUGAAGCGGAAAUGGGGGAAGAGGCAGUUGAGCCUGCUGACCAGUAGCAACUUCAGAAAGCAUGUAGUUUCCUUCAUUCUGAUUCUAUAAAAGUGCAGCAGUAAUGAGAAAGAUGCUUCCCCACUAUCCUCACAAGCAUUGUUGUGAUGGUUUGAUAUGCCUUGGCUAAUUUGUAAUCACAAUGCUUUCUCUGCAGUCUAUUAAUGUUUUGUUUUUGUUAACAGAUUAGUGAUUACUUUUCCAUAAAGAACCAUGUAUUAUUGGAGGAAAUACUUAAGUAUAAUUGAAAAGAUGUUCAAAUAGGUCUGAGUUCUCAAACAUGAAACAAUGUGUCUUUUAAAGAACUUCUGCAUUUUGGUGCAUCAAGUGUUUAGAAACUUGUUAGAAACCUGGCUUAUUGUUGCAUAGUUUAGGAAGGCAAGGAAGCAAUGCAAUUUUUACUUAAAAUCUCUUAUUGUAAUCAUUUAGAAUGCAUUUGCUUAGCUACUGAUUUACAUUAAAAAGGUUUUGCUUGUUUUCCCACGUUGUAAAGUCAAAGCUUGGCUUAAUCAUCUUUUCACUGAUGUGAAGCCUGUUGUAUGCUAUUAAUGGGAAUUAAAAAAGUUUUAGAUACAUCAUCUUAAACAUGAGAUUCUGCAAAUGCUAAAAAUUUCGAAUAAUACAUGCAGAUAUGUAAUCUUUUGGUUUGUGAACAAAUUAGCACUAGUUAAAACUGGAAGAAAGUGUAAAUGUUUACUCAUGACCUUCCAGGCUGAGCAAUUGAAAAGAAACAUGAGUUGAAUGGUGGAAUACAAAGGAAAGGAUGCUGUACUGGGUUAGCAUCAUAGAAAUGUGCAUCCCUUCUGGUCUCACCGCAACCAUGCUCUUCUGCACUAAUCCAAUUUUCCUGUGUAUCUGCUCCUUUUCUAUUCAAGUACCUGUCUAAUUGUCAUUCUUUAAGUGUCUGUCCUGUACAAUCCCCUCUGAUAGUUCAUUCCAAAUGUUCACCAACUUCUGGGGGUGGGGGUGUAGGGUAGAACUUGCCUCUCAUAUCUCCAUUAAAUUUCUCUCCUCUCUUUUAAGCUGUUUCCUGUAGCUCUCGUCUUUUCUAACAAGGGAAACUCGACCCCACGUCCCUCAGGUUUGUAAAUCUGUAAGGCCAUUCCUCAACCACCUAUAUUUAAGUGAUAAUAAUCUUGGCCUACCCAACUUCUCCUUACAACAGGCAAUAUCAUGGUGAAUCUCUGCACUUUCUCUUGCUAUCACAUCCUUCUUGCAGUGUGACUAGCACUGUACACAAUACCCCAAGUGUAGUCUAAACAAUGUUUUGUACAACAGUGGCAUGGUGCACCAACCUUGUACUGAGUAUCUCAGUCCAAGCAUGCAAUCUACUUUUUGUUUUUGUGACCAACCAUGUUGCUGCUAUCAAAAAUGGACUUGCACCCCAAGGUCUCCCGGUAUGUCAGUGCUUUUAAGGCUUCUGCCAUUGAUUAUGUGUCACAACUGAGUUGGACUCCCAAAGGGAAUCACCUUACAUGUGCUGCUUUAAAUUCUAGCUGCCCCCACUCUACUCAACUUGAAACCUUCAUUAGGACACUACCAAUUUUUGUAUCCACUGCAAACUGACUGAUCAUACCCUUGCAUUCUCAUACAAGUGAUUUAAACCAAAAUUAGCUUCCAGUUUUUUAGCACCACUGAGAAUUUGCCCUAAAUACAUGGUUAAUUUGAGUGCAUGCAUAAUCAUAGGAAUGAUGAGUUCAUUUCUUUCAAUGUUGAAAAUUUAGGGAUCGGUUAGACUGAGGUUUUUAGCAUAUUGUGGAUUAUAUGUAAGUGGAUAAGAACUUAGGGAGUGAGCUGAUAAGCAGGAAGGCUUGAUCCUAAACCCUUGCACAAUUUCUGCAACAAAAGGGAAUCAUUAAUGAAUGUUGAACAGUGCCUAUUUUAAAAAUUGGUUCGUGUUUAUGUUGAUAAAGCAGAAUUCAAUCCUGAAUUCUUAUAAAACAGGAACAGAAUUAAGCAACUUGACCUGUAAGGUCUGCUUUGCCAUUUGAUCAUGGCUGAUUUACUACUUCCCCCUCAUCUCCAUUCUACCCGUAACCAUAACACUUCCCGUAACACAAGUCACUUGUCCAUUUUUAUCCUCUAAUCAUAAGACAUAGGAACAGAAUUAGGACAUUUGGUCCAUCAAAUUGUAAUUUGAUAUUGGCUGAUGCAUUAUCCCUCUCAACUCCAUUCUCCAGCAUUCUCAGUGUAACCUUUCAUGCCCUAAUCAACCUAUCAACCUCUUGGGCGUCACAGCUUUCUGUAGCAAUGAAUUCCCCAGAUUUACUACCCUCUGGCUAAAGGAAUUCUGACUCAUUUUUCUUCUAAAGAGACAUACUUGUUUUCUGAGGCGUUCCCUCUGGUGACAGACUCCCCCACUAUAGGAAAUAAUCUCCAUUUCCACUCCAGGCCUUUCAAUAUUCUGGCUUCAAUGAGAUUCCCUCUCAUUCUUCCAAACUCCUGUGAAUUCAGGCCCGGAGCCGUCCAAUGCUCCUCAACCCCAUGAGUCUCCUCUGGACCCACCCCACUGCCAGCAUGUCCCUUCCUAGAUGAGAGGCCCCAAAUCUGCUCACAAUACAGAGUGCAGUCUGACCAAUGCCUUAUAAAGUGUCAGCAUUGCAUUCUUUCUUUUAUAUUCCAGUCCUCUCAAAAUUAAUGCUAAAUUGUAUUUAUUUAUUGAUUGAGAUAACGGUGCAGAAUAGGCCCUUUGAACUGUGCUGCCUUGUAAUCCCCUAACUUAUUCCUAACCUAAUCAUGGGACAAUUUACAAUGACCAAUUAACCUACCAACUGGUACAUCUUUGGAUUGUGGGACGUAACAGAAGCACCCAGGGGAAACCCACGCAGUCACAGGGAGAACAUAACGAACUUCUUACAGGCAGUGGUGGGAUUUGAACCUGGGUCACUAGUACUGUAAAGCGUUGUGCUAACCACAGCACUACCAUUACCUUCUUUACCACCAACUCAUAAAGCAAGUUAACCUUUAGGGAAUCCUUCAGAUGGACUCCCAAGUCCCUUUGUAACUCUUAACUUCUGAAAUUUGUCCCCAUUAUUGCUUUGAUGGUACAGUCAUACCAUGUUCAUCACCACAAGAAAUUUUUUUUUUAAGUGUCAGUGUGAUAGUCAAACUUGCAGAUAAUCUCAGUCUCUGAACACUAAAAGUUCUCAGUGAUCACUGUUCGUACUGUUCCAGUGUCUGAAUAUCUGAAUACGAGAAAUGGGACUGGUCACACCUGAACCCAAGUGGGACCAAUAUCCUUGCGGGCAGGCUUGCUAGAGCUGUUUGGGACUGUUCAAACUAAUUUUGCAGAGGCAUGGGAACUGGAGAGAUGGUACUGAAGAUGAAGUAUUUAAUUACAAACAGGCAGAGUGUAGUGAACAACUAGCAAGGAGGGGCUGAUUAUACAGCAAAAUUGCAGUCAACGGGAUGAGUUGCAAUGUAAAAGGCAGACAAAAUUGAAAAGGGUGAACACAGGACUGAAGGUGUUAUUAUUUGAAUGCACAGAAUAAGGUAGAUAAAUUUGUAGCACUAUUACAGACUGGCAUUGUGGGCAUCACUGAAUCAUGGCUGAAAGAAGAUCAUAGCUGGGAGCUUAAUGUCCAAGCAUGCACAUUGCAUUGAAAGGACAGGUAGGUAGGCGUAGGGGUGGCAUGGUUAGAAAGUGAUGACACAGGAUCAGAAGUGUUGUCAUUAGUAACUGCAAGGGUAAAAAGACCUUGAUGGGAGUUAUAUACAGACCCCCAAACCGUAGUUAAGAUGUGGCCUACAAAUUACAACAGGAGAUAGAAAAUGCACGUCAAAAGGGCAAUGGCAUGAUAGUCAUGGGGGAUUUCAAUACGAUUGGGAAAAUUAGGUUGGUGUUGGAUCCCAAGAGGAGGAAUUUCUAGAGUGCCUAUAAGAUGGCUUUUUAGAGCAGCUCGUGCUUGAGCCCACUAGGAGGUCAGUUUUUCUGGAUUGGGUUUUGUGCCAUGAAUCAGAAUUGAUUAGAGAGCUUAAGGUAAAGAAACCUUUAGGAGACAAGUGAACAUAAUAUGAGAGAAUUCACCCUACAAUUUGAGAAGGAGAAGCUACAGUCAAAUGUAUUACUAUUACAGUGGAAUAAAGGGAACUGCAGAGGCAUAAGAGAGGAACUGGCCAAAAUUAAUUGGGAAGGAACUCUAGCAGGGAUGAUGCCAGAGCAACAAUGGCUAGAAUUUCUGGGAGCAAUUCAUAAGGUGCAGCCUUUUCUUGCCUGGCAAAAAAAGUCAAAGCCAACAUAAAAGCCAAAGAGGGCAUAUAAUAGAGUAAAAAUUAGUGGAAAGUUAGAGGAUUGGGAAGCUUUUAAAAAAACAACAGAAGACAACUAAAAAGAUCAUUAAGAAGGAAAGAAUGAGAUAUGAAGGAAAGCUAACCAAUAAUAUUAAAGAGGACACCAAAAGUUUCUUCAGAUGUAUAAAGCGUAAAAAAGGUGAAAGUAGAUAUUGGACCACUGGAAAAUUACACUAGAGAGGUAGUAAUGGGAGACAUGGAAAUGGCAGAUGAACUGAAUAAGCAUUUUUUUCCACUGUGGAAGACAGCAGUAUGCGGAAAGUCUGAGAGUAUUGGGCAGAAGUGUGAAAUUGCCAUUACUAGGAAACUGAAAGAUCUGAAGGUAGGUAAGUCACCUGGACCAGAUGGUGUACACCCCAGGGGUUCUGAAAGAGGUGGCUGAAGAGAUUGUGGAGGUGUUUCCAGGCAGUGGUUUUUCUCCUGGAACCUACCAGCCUUCUCCUUCCCACCCUCCCCCCCGCCUUCUUUAUAGGGCCUCUGCCCCUUCCCCCUACAGUCCUGACGAAGGGUUCCGGCCCGAAACGUCGACCGAUCUUUUCCACUGGUGCUGCCCGACCUGCUGAGUUCCUCCAGCAUGUUGUGAGUGUUGCUUUGACCCCAGCAUCUGCAGAUUAUUUUGUGUUUUCAGUGGUCCUACUGAGUGUUCUUCCCUUUGUAAUGUUCCUCCAAACAAAGCCCCAGCUUGGGAAGCUGGAAAUGAUCAAUUGGUUUGAAUGAUAAAAAUAUGAAAGGUUUGCUCUUUAAGUGUCAGUUUGCAGAUAAUUACUACUGGCUGACUUUUUUCAUUCAGAUUUGCUCUGUGGAUCCAUGGAAACUCAUUUACAGUGAUUAUCAAGCUAGCAGGCAUUUUGUGCAGAUAAAACAGAGAAUGGUACAGCAUAGGAAAGUCCUUUGGCCCAUGAUGUUGUGCUGAACAAAUUAAGCCAAUAGCUAUUAUACUAAUCCCUUCUGCCUGCACAUGGUCCCUAUUCCAAUAUCAGCAUCAGAGCUUUUUAAUCACCUCUUAUAUUUUCCUCCACCACCCCUGGUAAUGCAUUUCAGGCACUUGGCCACUCUUAAAAAAAAAACUACCUUGCAUAUCUCCUUUGAAUGUUUCCCCACUCAUCUUCAGUGCAUGUCUUCUGAUGUUGGAUGUUUCUACUCGGGGAGAAACAGAUACAGUUGUGUGCGGCUCUCAUAAUUUUAUAACCCUAUGUCAAGUCUAUGUUCAGCUUCCAACACUGCAGAGCAAACAACCCAAGUUUGCCCUUACAGUGCAUGCCAGCCAAUGCUGGCAGCAUCUUGGUAAACCACAACCAGAAUUGAAUGCAGUUCUCCAAAUGUGACCUAACCAGUGUUUUAAAGCAGCAAUAUAAUUUUAAAUAUGCAAUUAAAAAUUUUAAACUGGGAAUGAUUUGAAUUCAUCCAGUAGCUGGGGCCCGAGCAUCGAUUCAUGGGGUGCCUCAAAAUUCACAGUGAGUAACCCUAUGGAAAUUCAUUCCUACCCUUUGUAUUCUGUUUUAUAACUAAUUCUCAAUCCAUGUCAAAAACUAGCCCUGACUCAUGCUUGGUAACCAACUUCAUAAAUAGGACUUAAGCAUAUUUGGAUUCAUCGGAAAAUCUCAAUAUGCCGUAUUGGCGGAGUUGUGUUUAUCAAGUCACAUCUUCAAAAAUCUAUCAAAGAUGAUUACACUAUUUUCUUGCUGAUGAAAUCCCAGAAUUCUUAGAAAAGACUUACUUUGUUGCUAGAUGCAUUUACACAUAUUAGAAACUGGCUGAAAUAUGUUGGUCAGGGUGUGACAUGCAACAAAAACACCAUUCAGUAAUUAUAAUGAAUUAUGAAAAAUAAAAGUUUAUGAAGUUAGAGGUUAAAAGUCACAUAUGGAAUAAAAUAUUCAUAAGUAAAUAUCAGUAUGUAUUCAUAAUGUAAGCAGCAUUAUAAAAGGUGAUUUGAAGUGCUUACAACACAGUGCCGUGACAAGGGUAAUAGAUGGGGGGGGGGGAACUAGAAUGGUCGAUCAGAUUAACUGCCUGAAUGAAGAUACUUUUAAGAUGGUGUAGUUUUUGUUUUAAUAGCCCUAUAGUGCUUUUCCAAAGGGAAUUUUUGAAAAAGGCUGUUUGCAGGGUGGGCAGUGGCUACAAUGAUUUUUCCUGCCCACUUCUUUAUUCUGGACACAUACAAGUCCUGCAGUGAUGGUAGACUGCAACCAGUGAGCUUUCCUGCAGACAUGAUAGUUUGCUGUAGUGUUUUUGGAUAGCGUGAGAGAAUGCUGCACCAAACCAGGCUAGUUAUUCUAUAGAGAUUCCAGCAAUUUCCUUUCCUCUGAUUCUCCUUGUUUUCUCUCUCCCUCCUUUAGUAAGUAAUGGACUCACAUUAGCUCUCAAUUCCACAGGAGCAUUUCUGAAAUUGAUAGCAUUGUGCAAGAUGAUUAGCUUCACUAUAAGAGCUACUUUUACUGCCACAGUUGGAUGUGUAGACCAAGUCAUUGAAUAAAGUGAAGGCUGAUAGAUUCAUGAUUAGUAAAGAUGUCAAAGAUUAUGGGGAGAAGGAGGGAGAAUGGGAUUGAGAGGGAUAAUAAGUCAGCCAUGAAUGGCAGAGCAGACUUGAUUGGCCGAAUAGCCUAAUUUUGCUCCUAUGUCUCAUGGUCUUUCAUAACUCCAGCAUGUAGAUCAUUAGGUCUUGGGAUUUAUCAGCAUUUAAACCCACUACUUUUUUUUAACUAGUACUUAUUUCCCCCAGUUCCUCAUUCUUGUUGAUAUCUUCGUUCUCAUGUAUUUCAGUCAGGUUUUUAUACUUUCCAUGAAGACAGAAUAGUUGUUUAAUUUCUAUGCCACGUCCUUAUUCCCACUGUUCUACUUAUGUUUGUAAUAAUCUUUGCAUCAUUUGAAAUUAGCAUGUAAUGGAUUUAUGGUGAUUGAUUGUAACAUGGUAAAUAUUUUCAUAAAGGAUACAGUUUGCUCAAGGCUGUUUUGCUGAAUGAAGCUGAUAAAAGCUGUAAACUAGUUAAAUAAUAAAUGAUAAUCUUGCAGAAAUGAUCAGAAGAACAUCUAGAUCUACUCAGGGACCUCAUUCCUAAUUUUCUCAUCUUUGCCAACUUCUGAAGGAAAGACAUUCCCAUGGUACAGUUUGUCCAUGGUCCUUUGCCAAAUUAUGUAUGUUGAUAAGUACUCGAGCCUGGAGGAUACUGACCUAGCUCUACCUAGCUAUCAAAGAGCGCAAAUUUCACCACCAAUUCCCUGGAUGUCCACUGGUUGUGGGUAUCUGGGUGUUGGAGUCUCAGCUGAUACUACCUAAUCCAACAGUAUAAAACCCAGGACCCUCUCAUCUGUCUUUUGAAUGGUUGGUUCCUUAAGGUUGUCAUAGCCGGGGGUGGUAAUGGGGAUAAUCUCCCACUACCUUUUAAAUGUUCCCAGUGGUUGCAUCUCAAAUAGCCUCUGACAACCAAGCCCAGCUCCUAGCCUUCACGUGUGGCUUAGCUCCUAAGCGCAGUGGAACCAUUUCUACGGUCAGGAGAAGGGGUAAAGGUGGGUUACUGGUGCCUUGCAGCCAGACACUUCAGGUAGAUGGGGCGCAUCGACCGUGGUUGGCAGCUCAUCUAGGAGAAAGAAAUCAAACCUCCGCUGCCUUGAAUCUCUUCCCACUCAUAGGGAAGGCUUCGGGAGUAAAUGCAGAGCUGGAGUCCUCAAGGCUGUCCUGCGUUGACUGGCAACUCCUGUUAUUAGUUUAUUGGAAUGCUUUGAAAACAAAAAAAAAACACAAAAACUAAUUUGAAGUUUAUGAAAAAUAGCUGAAAAUAAAACAUAGAACAUAGAAUAUUACAGCACAGUACAGGCCUUUUGGCCCAUGAUGUUAUGCAGACCUUUUAACCUCAAAGGUCAAUCUAGCCCUGUCCUCUCACCUAACCCUCCAUUUUUCUAUUAUCCAUGUGCCGAUCUAAGAGUUUCUUAUACACCCUAACGUGUUUGCCUCUACCAUCACCCCUAGCAGAGAGUUCCAUGCAUCCACCACUCACUGUGUAAAGAACUUUCUUCCACUCACCUUAAAAUUAUGCCCUUGUCGUAUAAACCAUCUAUGCCCUGGGGUAAAGGUCUCUGGUUAUGCUCUUAUCACCCUGUACAUCUCCAUCAAGUCACCUCUCAUUCCUCUUUUCUCCAAAGAGAAAAACCCAAGCUCAUUCAACUUAUCUUCACAAGUCAUGGCAUCUCAGCCUGGCAGCAUCCUGCUAACUCCCCUGCAGUCUCGUUAAAGCUUCCACACCCUUCCUAUGAUGAGGCGACCAGAACUGAACACAAUAUUCCUAGUGCCAUCUAAGCAGGGUUUUACAGAGCUGUGACAUUGCCUCACAGUUCUUGAACUCAAUCCCCUGACUAGUGAAGUUUGGACUUAAUUAAGCAGCUGAAUCUCAAAUCAGGUAUAAUAGUUUAUUUGAUUAUAGAAUCAGGUAUUGCAAAGCUCAAAUGAGGUUUCAUAGUAGAGGAUUCUCAUUGUGCCAUAUCACACUGAUCUGACCAGCAACUUAUAGAGUCUACAUGUUAGCUGCUUUUUGAAGCAGUCAACAGAACAGGGGCAAGCCAGGUACACAACGAUUACCUGUGUUCAGCACUAUACAACCCUUGGGCAGAUUGGUGUGUCCAGCUAGCAUAUUCCACCAAAUUAUGUACAUUAAGUCAGGAAAUGUAACUGGCAUUGUGACAUCAAUGGAUCUGGGGUUGAGAGGGUAAACAGCUUUAAGUUCCUUGGCAUCCACAUCACCGAGGACCUCAUGUGGUUUGUACACACCAGCUGUGUGGUGAAAAAGGCACAACAGUGCCUCUUUCACCUCAGACGGUUGAGGAAGUUUGGUAUGGGCCCCAAAAUCCCAAGAACUUUCUACAGGGGCACAAUUGAGAGCAUCCUGACUGGCUGCAUCACUGCCUGGUAUGGAAACUGUAUCUCCCUUAAUCGCAGGACUCUGCAGAGAGUGGUGCAGACAGCCCAGCACAUCUGUAGUUGUGAACUUCCCAUGAUUCAGGACAUUUACAAGGACAGGUGUAUAAAAAGCGCCCAUAGGGUCAUCGGGGACCCAAGUCACCCCAACCAGAAUCUAUUCCAGCUGCUACCAUCUGGGAAAUGGUACCACAGCAUAAAAGCCAGGACCAACAGGCUUCGGGACAGCUUCUUCCACCAGGCCAUCAGACUGAUGAACUCAUGCUGAUUUGAGUGUACUCUGUAUUACAUUUACUGUUCUAUUUAUUAUAAAUUAUUAAAAAUUACUAUGAUUGCACAUGGCACAUUUAGAUGGAGACAUAACAAAAAGAUUGUUACUCCUCAUGUAUGUGAACAAUGUAAGAAAUAAAGUCAAUUCAAUU